CAAUAUUUGGAAAUGUGCAAAGGGGGAAAUUGGUGGCAACACCGUCCUUCAGUAUGAUUGACACAAACACGCAUCACGAAAUAACAACAUCGGCAAUAAACAGUAAUAAAGGCACACCCGAGCUACAAAUCGAUGCCAAUAAUAGCUAUAUGAGUAGUUUUCGUUUCAAUUUCACAAAUCUAGUGUUUCUCGAUUUAUACAACAAUCAAAUUGAGAGAAUAUCCAAUUUAGACGGUUUAAAAAGUCUCACGGUAUUACUAUUGGGGAAGAACCGCAUAAGUGAUAUCUCAGGCAUAACGUCACUCAAACAAACCCUACGCGUCCUUGAUCUUCAUGGCAAUCGAAUCACGCACAUAGCACAGAAAAUUUGCCAACUACAAGAAUUAAAAUCACUAAAUCUUGCCGGAAAUUUGCUACGUCAAAUACAUCCAAACGAUUUUGCCGGGCUCUGUUGCUUGAAAGAACUAAACUUGAAGCGAAAUCGAAUCAAAAAGAUUAAUGUUUCAGAUGAUUUGCACAAUUUAGAACGAUUGUGGCUGUGUCAUAAUGAAUUGCAAAACAUUGAAGAUAUGUCCUCCAUAGCAAAAUCGAUAAACUUGAAAGAGAUUACUAUAGAAAAUAAUCCAAUUUCAUUGGCUGGUGAUUGUGUCUCAUUUCUCGUAAGCUAUCUUCCCAUGCUUGUUUCACUUAAUCAACUUCAAAUAACUGAACAAGUAAGGAGAGCAGCAAAUGCAUGGCGUAAGAGUAAAGAGAAUUCAGACCAAAGUUAUCAGCAUUUAUCAUCGGAUGUAAGUUCAAGUAUUCGACGUGAGGAGAUAAUCUCAAAUGCUCGUACUAAUUGGGAGCUGAUACGCUCACAACAAUCUAAUAUAAUAAAUGGUAGUCAACGACAAGUUAAUCAAAUCAAAAAGACGAUAAAAUCGAAACUCAUAUCAAAUAAUUCAUCAUCAAUAUCAACUGGAUCUUUAUCAUCGAAUACAAUAGCUGAAAUGUCAAGCAAUGGGACCAAUAUGAAGAUGUCAAGGAAUUUGAUUGAUAUACCAAAAUGUCAGAAAUCUAAACUCUUGCGUUCAACGUCACACGAUAAUACAUGCUCGAUUACAUCGGAACGAGACAUUGAUAUUGAUAGUGAUUACCAUCUUCCACCUAUGAUUGAUCAAUUUGUUGAUAUGCCAAAGACAAAUAACCGUAGUGCAUCAAGCACUCGACCGAAUAUCGAUUCAGAGUCUGAUUUCGUGGGUUCCGACUCGGAUGACCCGAAAAGCUUUAAAUCUAGAAUUCCCACAACACCGCCAAUAAAUGUACCGACCAAUAUAUCAAGCAAACCACCAUCACCGGUUGAAAUAAUCAUUCGAGAAAAUGAUGGUGAUGAGAAUGAUAAUAAUAAUGUGAAUGAAAAGAGCAUCAACCAUACAACGCCACCCUUGCCGCCCAUUGAAAUUGAACCUGUUGCUUCACCAUCAACAAAUGCUGAAAAUUCUGAAGAGGCAUCGUUAAAGGAUAUUCAGAAUAAUAAUGCUCAUAAUAAUAAUAAUAAUAAUACUAGCAGCAGCAAUGAUGUUACUCGAACGCCUUCGCCGAAUACAAAAGAUAAGGACAAAGCAACAAUUACAAUCAUUGAUAAUUCAAGUGGAAUUUCACUUCAACCUACAAUAAAUAUCGAGGCCGAUAAUGGCAAGUCUAAGACAUCAUACCAGACAAAUGACUCGAAGAUUAUUGAGACGACGGAGCUAGAUAAGCUUUCUACAACAUCAAAAGUGUCCGCAAAAACAAGUUCAGAAUCAAUCAAUACGGGAACUAUAUCACCAAAUGACGAACGGCAAGUUCAUUCAAGUCAAACAAACUAUCAUCCAAGAAAUCGAAGUGGUAUCACCAGUCGCAAAAUCGGUCCGCCACUUGUUCGUUCUCAAACAGCACGAAAUUUGUCAUCGCAUUUAAGUAAUCAGACGGCAACAGUGGGAACAGGCAAUCAACAAAAUGCAAACUUAAAGAGAGAAUCAAAGAAGGAAAUCGAUAAGGAUCGUGAACAAGGUGGCGAUUACUUGGUAGAAAUUUUAGGCCGUUACUUGAACGUGUAUGGCGUGGGAGCAAUUAAAUUUAUCGAUAAACAGUGGAGCGCACAAAAGGCCCAAGAUGUUCAUACUGUGAAAUUUUCAUACAUAAAUUUUAAUAGUAUUUCACCAAUAUUAGGAAGGAUAAAAAUUCGCUUUCCGAAUAUCGAGAACUAUGUGUUUCGUGAAACUAAUAUUAUAUGUUUGGGUCAAUUGAACGCAAUGGCCGAUACACAAGGAUUGAAAUCGAUAACAAUUGAUCCCGAGGGUAAUCAUCUCGUUGCAAACAAUAAAAAUUGGCGAACAUAUGCAAUAUGGAGAUUAAAUCAUUGGGGAUUAAAGCAAAUCAAUGGGAUGGAAAUAACAGACGAGGAAAUUAUGGAGGCAGAAAGUACAUACAGUGGACUAUCAGAUUUAGUUUUAUGGUCAUUACCUGAAUCACUAUUAAAUCCCCUAUUUAUUCGUCUACGUGUUGAUGAAAUGUUACAAAAUAGUAAAAUAACACCAAAAGAAUGGCUUAUGAAACAAGCUGAUGAAUCAAUACGGUUGAUCGUUGGUAAGGAGGCGUUGCAAUGGAAGAAAAGUAAUGCACAGCAAGAUGAAACGACGAUAAGACGAAAAGGAAAGGUUUAUUUUGGACAUAUAAUGGAGAAUACUGUAAAUGCUGUCGAGAAACUUCAGAAGCUUGAAUAUCUAUGGCCAAGCAUUCUCACCGAAAUGAUUCGAAAUACCCUAAUAGAUUACUCACAAAUUGACUUAUACGUACGGAACUUGAUGAGUGAAAUUAAUUCAGCAACGCCACCUCAAAAAUAAAGAGAAAUGUUCAAAACGUGUCCUGUAAUGGAUGAUUAAAGCGCAUUUUUGCAAGUAUGACUAGUCAUUAAAUUUUAAAAACUAUUAAGGAAUCUUCUUGGGUAUUAAACUUAGUCAUUCGCGUAAGGGUCGUUCAGUGCAUCAAAAAAAUGAAACAUUUAGAUUCUUUGUCGCAUUUAAUACAUUCAUAAAAUCUCAGAUCCCCAAAUCUUAAUUUAGAAGUCUACUUGAGGUUGUUGGAGUGAAUCCUCCUUGACAUUUUUCAGUCUAUGCAAAAAAAACACUAAUAUCAAUUAUAUCGCAAAGCUAGAAGUCUACUUGAGGAAGCUCAAGAAGAUUUAAUCGACUUCAAAUUCUCUGAUUUUAUGAAAAUGGAUCCGAUUAGUGUUUAAGUAUGUCUGAUUCUAAAUAUUCGUCAUCAUUGAACAUACUUAAUUCCGACAUGUG
Messenger RNA from Chironomus riparius, 3311 nucleotides. The record is from the annotation of a GenBank genome assembly. NCBI's taxonomy places the organism in Eukaryota, Metazoa, Arthropoda, Insecta, Diptera, Chironomidae.